Miscanthus lutarioriparius is the source of this 192-nucleotide messenger RNA. NCBI's taxonomy places the organism in Eukaryota, Viridiplantae, Streptophyta, Magnoliopsida, Poales, Poaceae. The record is from the annotation of a GenBank genome assembly.
AUGGCUGUGGAUGAUUGGUUGCUGGAUGAUUCCUCAAUGCGUGGUUGUGAGAUGUAUGAGGGCGAGGACCUGGGCCACAAGGUCAAGGCUUGGGCGCCAGCAAUGGCACAGAGGCUAGGAGCAGGACUACAGGUUCCAUAUGGGGCUGGAUGGCUGGAGCGGAAUAUGGACAGUGUGAAAAGGAACCCUUGA